AUGGUAAAGGUCGGAAUUAUCGGCGGAAGCGGGCUCGAAGACCCGAAGAUUCUCCAGAAUACGAGCACCGUCUCUGUUGAAACUCCGUUCGGAAAGCCCAGCGAUGAUUUGGUUGAAGGUAUGAAAAGCUCUGUUUUGGCAGAGAGGUAAUGUCUGCAGGAACCAUCAAUGGAGUCGAGUGUGUCCUUCUGGCUCGCCACGGCCGCAAGCACGACAUUAUGCCCGGAAAUGUCAACUAUCGAGCCAACCUGUGGGCGCUUUACUCAAGAGGUCCUUUUUUCACUGAGAUUCGCCGGAGAACAUCCUUCGAAUCUCUGUUUUUCCAGGCGUCGACGUCAUCAUCGCUUCGACUGCGUGCGGAUCUCUGCAAGAGCACGUCGAGCCCGGACACUUGCUCUUCCCGGAUUCCGUUUUCGAUAGGUCCGCGGUGGCUACUCGGAUGUAAGCAAAUUGAACUAUAUUUCAGAACCAACGGUCGCAAGGGAACUUUCUUCGAUGGUAGCUACGUUGACGCGCCGGGAGUGUGCCACAUUCAGGCCCAUCCGACCUACAAUGAGAAACUGAGACAAGUGGGAAUUGGAGAAUGGCGUCAAUGAAUUGAAGAUGUGUUCAGGUGCUGAUCUCGACUGCCGAACGGUGCCAACUGGUCCACCACAGAACGGGAUUCGGAGUCUGCAUCGAAGGCCCUCGCUUUUCGACAAGGCCGAGAGCACGGUGUUCAGAUCGUGGGGAGCCAGUCUCGUCAACAUGACCAUGAUGCCAGAGGUAGAUAUUCCACGAAUUCACAAGAAUCAUCCGAACACUCUUUCAGUGCAUUCUCGCCAAGGAGCUCGGAAUCCCAUACGCGUCGACGGCUCUUGUCACUGAUUACGACUGCUGGAAGGACGGAGAUGAGCACGUGACGGCGUCUUCCGUCAUGGAGGUCUUCGCGGAGAAUGUGGGAAAAGCGAAGACACUGUUCGUGGAAGCGGUCGGAGAAAUCGCCAAAUUGAUUGGAAGGAGGAGAUUCACAGAUUGAAGGUACUGAACUAAAGGGAGAACAGGAAGAAUGAAACGGAAACUUUCAGAAAGAGGCUCGCGAUUCCGUCAUGAUCUCUCCGGACAUCGUCAUUCCAUUCCUGAAAAACUGAUCAUCAAUGAAGUGUUGUGAAGGCUUUUAAAUAAAUGUUAUUUUUAUCAUUUUUAUCACUCAGCCGAGCCACCAAAACAACAGAACGCUCAAUGUGUUUUCACUUGAUAAGUGGGUGUGGCUUCUGGUGCAAAAGAUGGAAUCUUUUCAUGAAGGGCAACACGUCUUCUCAUCUAUUAUUCGAAAUUCCUGAAAAACAAUUAGCGACGUUGACAAAAAGGUAAAUGUUCGUCCCAUUCUCGUUUGCUUUUAUUUCAUUUUUACUGUCUCCUAUUCUACGUCGGCAGCUUAGCUGAUAAGGAGUAAGGUGAAAAAAAACAGUGAACAACAAUAAAACCAUAGUGAUCAAUGAUAACAUCCAUUCAGUUUCACAUUCACUUCAAAUGGACGAGAAACAUGUGCGGACGUACAAAGUUACCCCCCUCACUACGGCUUCUGCGGCCACUUCAAAGUUCAGUUUCCUCUCUCUGGUGAGUGGCUUAUCGCGCGCGCCCUUAUGCCCGCCACCGACGGUUCCACACAGGCAAACCGGCGUGGGUGAAAUGAGAGCGAGGCGUGGGCAAACGGGCGGGAAGGCCGAAAUCAGACCCUUAUUUGGCUCACAUUCAAUAUGAAGCGAUUCGCGGAUAAACGGUACUUACUUACCUACCAAGUAUUCGAGUGGGCCCAAUUGAAUGGAAACUGAACGACCAAAGGAAGGCUUUCUCGGCCUGAAGUGGAACUGUGUGGUGAGUUUUUAGAAUUUCAGGUUUACUUCCGAAGGGAGAAAGAAAAAUAGAGAACUGCAGUUAUUUAGAAAAGGUACGUUGACUAAUUAGCCGGCGGGCUUCAGAGAGAGAGGAAGAGAGGAAGAGCUGACUUCUUGCAUUGCAAUAACGGUUUAUAUAGUGACAGUGAAAUCCCGCCCACUCGGCCGUGCUUCACCGCGACCACGCCUCUUAAGGUGACGAUCACUAAGGUAGAGGAGGCGGGACAGCAAAAGUUUCAAAUAAUGCCAGGCAGGUGUACUAUGGUAUUAGUGUAGACUCUUGUUUUUCCAAGGGGACCAUCAAAAUACCAGGAGUACCCAGAAUACCGAGCAAGCGAAGCCCCUGCCCGAUUUUGGGCCGCCCGUGGGUAAACUGAGGGUCUCAUGUGGGCCAAACGCUCAUGCCGAACGAUGUACCAAACUCAGCCUCGCCGCCCCGCCGGUGGGCCUGAUUUUACCCACUCCCGUUUGCCUGUGCAUGGCAUAGCACUCAGGACUUUGAAUCCUGCGACCCGAGUUCAAAUCUCAGCGGAACCUAUCUCUUUUCAUUUUUCAGUUCCGAUAUGCCAACAGAACCGACUUUAUCCUACUCACAUUCGGAUUUGUCUUUGCGUUACUACAAGGUUGCAGUGGAUCAUUGAACAGUGUCAUAUUUAGAGAUCUCACGGACACACUUAUCAGUGGUAGGAAAAUAAUUAAGGGAAGUUUAGGAUGUAUCAAUUUCCAUCCAGGACAGGAAUCAUGGACAUCCGGAAACUUUGACGGCAAUAAAUUCCACGAUAAUGCCAUGAAAGCGAUCAGAAUGUACUUUAUAUUCGGCUGCAUUCUGCUCCUUCUUGCAUUCCUUUCUGUACGUUUUUGCAGAAAAAGAAAAGAAAACUGUUUUGUCACAGAUGUGUUGUUGGCAUACUUUCUGUGAAAGGCAAAUUCAUAAACUGAGACAUGCUUACUUUGGAUAUUUAUUGCGGUAACCACAAGUGGUCUUAUUCCAAUACAUGCAUAUUUCAGUCAGAACUGGGGCUGGUUCGAUGUGCACGACAGUGGAGAAUUGGCGACCAGAAUGAGCGAGUGAGCGAUCGGAAAACACCAAUAAUGAUCAUGAGAGACUUUUAGUGGAUUGGAGAGAGUUCGCGAUGCGAUCGGAGACAAGUUCGGAGCCCUCGUGUCUUAUUUCGCCACGUUCGUCUGUGGUCUCACUAUUGCAUUCCAUUUCAGGUUUCAUUAAAACGUCUCAAUAAUUUAGCAUGAAGUCCAUUCAGUUGGCAAAUGACACUUGUGAUGUUGUCCGUCACCCCCGUAUUCCUAGGACCCAUUCUGUUUUCUUAUAAGGUGAGAUGCUCAGAUUCUGUCUCAACAGAAAUGUCUUCAGAUGAUGUCAAAAGUGACUCCGAAAGAACGAAAAGCCUAUUCGGAAGCAGGUAGUACGGCUGAAGAAGUGAUCAGCGGCAUCCGGACGGUCGUAUCGUUCAACGGGCAGAACAAAGAAAUCGAGAGAUACUCUUCGUUCUCUCGGAAGGCAUGCACUGGGGGCUUCGUCGUGCCUACCUCACCACGUUCGGAGUCGCCUUCGUCACUUUUGCCCUCUUCACCGCGAUGGCCCUUUCUUUCUGGUUCGGAACUCGGAUGGUCGUGAGCGGAUCCAUCACUCCCGGCACUAUAUUCACCGUCUUCUGGGCCGUCUCCGGAGCAAUAUACGCUCUCGCACAGGCUUCUCCACAGAUUCCGGUAUUCCUCUCUUGCCACAGCGCCGCCGCUCCCAUCUUCGAAAUCAUCGAUCGGGUGAGUGGAGUCAGUUUUGUUCCACUUACAACUCAUUCCAGAUUGUACCAAUUGACAGCACCUCCAGCAAAGGUGAAUUGCUUUGGAAAGUGAGAGGGAAUGUGAAGUUCGAGAAUGUGCGCUUCAAGUAUCCGACACGUCCAGAGGUGCAAGUUUUGAAAGGAGUGAACGUCCAUGCGAAUUCCGGAGAAAACAUUGCACUAGUCGGCCAUUCUGGAUGCGGAAAAAGCACGCUCGCCUCUCUUUUGAUGCACUUUUACGAACUCAACGACGGAAAAGUUCAUCAAUUUCCCCUUCGGCUUUUACUUUGAUUGUUCAGAUUUCUAUUGACGGAACGAACAUUGAACGUCUGAACAUUGCACACUUGAGGACGAUCGUUGGGAUUGUGAGCCAGGAACCGCUUCUUUUCGCAGAUACGGUUAGAUACUUACAGAGGUUGAAGCCGAUAAUAUUUAUGCAGUUUAGGUAGAGAACAACAUUCGACUGGGAGCCCCGGAUAUUGACGACGAAGAAAUGGAAUAUUGUUGUCGUCAGGCAAAUGCUCACGAGUUCAUCUCACAGCUACCAAAUGUAAAUUGCCACGCAAAUGAGUUCAUUGAAUAAUUUUGUGUUCAGGGCUAUAAAACGAUGCUCGGAAACGGCGGAGUUCAAUUGUCAGGAGGUCAGAGACAACGACUGGCAAUCGCACGAACACUUGCCAGAAAGUACGCAUUCCCUUCCUUUCUUUCCCUCCUCAUUUCCCUCUUUUCCAUUCCACUUUCAGACCGUCCAUUCUGAUCCUCGACGAGGCCACUAGCGCUCUGGACACUGAGAGUGAAUCACUUGUGCAGACGGCGUUGGAGAAUGCGAAACAGGGAAGGACGACGAUCACAAUCGCCCACAGACUCUCGACGAUUCGAAACUGUGACCGUAUCUACGUGUUCGACAACGGGAACGUCGUGGAAGUGGGAAGUCAUGAGGAACUGAUCGAGAAGGACGGAUUCUACGCGCAAAUGGUCAAGACUCAGGAGCUGAGUGAAAGUGGAGAGGAGAACGAAAACUCAGAAUCUGUUGAGGAACUCGCUUCGAAAAUGCAAACAUCCGAUCAGGAGAAUUCACGACGGCAAAUCAGUAAACGACUUUCGAAGGCCUUCUCUCUGACCACGGAAAUGAUGUACUCAGAUGUCUCCCAACUACAGGUUCGAACUGGAAAACAGUAUGUAUUCGAGAGGGUUUCAGACGGAAGAAGAGUCAGCUGACGAGUCUGGUUUCCUGGAGAUCCUGCACUACGCGAGACCCGAAUGGAUCCUUCUCUCCCUCGCCAUUUUUCUUUCGAUUCUCCGUGGGUGCAACUAUCCGAUAUUCUCUAUCCUUUACGGUCGAAUGUUCAAAGUGAGAGAAUCAAACAAGAAAUCAGAUGCACAGAGUUGAUUUCAGAUAUUGUCAACGGGAUCAGAUGAAGACAAGACUCACAACUCGGAGAUAAAUGCAUUGUACUUCACAAUUCUGGGUUUCGCGUCGGCCGGAGUCACCAUGGCCGCUGGAUGUCUCUUGGGUUAUGUUGGCGAGAGAGUGACGAAGAGAAUGAGGAUUCGGCUGUUCACAAACAUUCUCAGACAAGUAAGACACUCUUCAGUCCUUCUUUCAUUCUUUCUCUAGGAUGGAGAGUACUUCGAUCGUCCGGAACACGCGACCGGCCGUCUCACCACCCGAUUGGCCGUCGACGCUCCGAACAUCCGAGCGGCAAUCGAUCAGAGACUCGCUGAUGUGUUCCAGGGGAUCUCUUCCAUUCUGUGCGGCAUCGGAAUCGCCUUCUCGUACGGUCCUGCGAUGGCUCCGAUAGGCAUUCUAACCUGUGGAACAUUGAUUUCUCUGCAAGCAAUCAUCAGUCAGUACUUGAAAAAGAGGGGCGAACGGGAUGCGGUGAAGGCAGAAGAACCGUCCAGAUUAGCGAUUGAAGCCAUCGAACAGUACAGAACAGUGCAAUAUCUGACGAGAGAAAAGCAGUUCGUGGCCAUGUUCGAGAACGGAAUGCGGCCGAUCCACAGAAGGAACCUGCAACGUGGCAUUGUGCAGUCGUUCUCCUACGCACUCACCGUCAGCUACACCUUCUUCAACUUUGCCAUCGGCUACAGAUACGGCGUCUUUCUGGUGACCAAUCGCAUCUGCAGUCCGUUCACGAUAUUCCAGUCAGUCCACAGAGCUUGUAUUCCAUCUGAUUGGUCAGUUUUGCAGAGUGAUCGAGUCUCUCAACUCCGCCUCCACUUCCCUUCUCGCGUUCGGAACGUACCUUCCUGAAUACGUGAGAGCUCGUGUUUCAGCUGCAUUACUCUUCCGAAUGCUGCGAGAUAAGCCGAGAAUCGAGCUCGACGAGGGAAAGAAGCUCGUGCUGAAAGGAGAUGUCUCUCUGAUGAACGUCUACUUCGGAUACCCAGUCGCGAGACGGAACAUGGUGCUUAACGGCUUCUCGUUGAACAUUCCACGUGGCAAAACGACGGCACUCGUGGGAGCCAGUGGAAGCGGAAAGAGCACGACCAUUCAGUUGCUCGAGAGGUUCUACGAUCCGAUCGCCGGAACCGUCCGCUUCGAUAAAGAGGGCGCAAGUGAGCUGAAUCUGAAGUUCCUGAGGUCGCAAAUGGCUCUCGUUGGACAGCAACCCACUCUUUUCAACUAUUCCAUUCGAGAAAACAUUGGAUACGGUCUUGACGCGAUCGCUGAGGAAGAAGUGAUCGAAGCGGCGAAACUGGCUCAUGCUCACGAGUUCAUCACUAAAAUGCCAGAGGUUUGAGGCAAAGGUUUCUACCGAAACAAAAAAGUAUUUGUCAGGGAUACGAUACAGUGGUUGGAGAGGGAGGAGCAAACUGUCCGGAGGCCAGAAACAGCGGAUAGCGAUAGCGAGAGCCGUCGUCAGACGACCCAAGAUCCUUUUUGUUGGACGAAGCGACGAGUGCGCUGGACGCGGAAAGCGAGAAAGUACUGUGGGUGUACGGUAGGAAUAGUACAGUAAUCCACGUUGCAGCUGGUACAAGAGGCACUCGAGAAUGCGCGGGAAGGGCGUACUUGCGUGGUGAUUGCACAUCGCCUCUCCACCAUCAGAGGGGCGGAUGCGAUUGCCGUUGUGAAGGACGGAACGGUGAUCGAGCAGGGAACUCACCAGCAACUUCUUGCCCUUGGGGGCGUCUACGCCAACUUUGUUCAGAAGUCUUCGCUUUGA
Molecule: messenger RNA, 6849 nt
Organism: Caenorhabditis sp. 36 PRJEB53466
Lineage: Eukaryota; Metazoa; Nematoda; Chromadorea; Rhabditida; Rhabditidae
Source: the annotation of a GenBank genome assembly